Messenger RNA from Vigna umbellata (rice bean), 1928 nucleotides. RefSeq lists its product as uncharacterized. The record is from RefSeq and is a predicted model, not a curated record. Gene Ontology annotation, molecular function: protein binding; mRNA binding. NCBI's taxonomy places the organism in Eukaryota, Viridiplantae, Streptophyta, Magnoliopsida, Fabales, Fabaceae.
AUCUUCGACCUUUCAAUUCCCUCUCCCUCCCAACAACCGUUUCAUCAAUCACAGAAUCCGAACUUCUAAAUUCCAUAGAAUCUUCUCACUGGCAUUUCAUCAAACAGGCUGCGCCACACUACACUCCCUCUCUCAUCUCCUCAACUCUAACCUCCCUCCGCCACAAACCCCAACUCGUCCUUCAGCUUUUAUCCCAUCUCAACGGCCAUUCGCUCGACUUAACCACCUCUUCUCUUGCUGCUUGCAUCCUCUGUCGCCUCCCAUCUCCCAAACCCUCUAUCAGCCUCUUACAGAGCCUCAUUCUAUCUUUCGCUGCCACCAACAAAACAAUUUUCCAUGAGUUGGAACUUUCCCUCGAUCGCUUGGAUGCCAAGACUAGUCUCAUCUUUGACCUUCUGGUCAGGGCCUAUUGUGAACUCAAGAAGCCCAAUGAGGCCUUGGAGUGUUUCUACUAGAUGAAGGAAAAGGGUGUUGAGCCUAACAUUGAGACUUGUAAUCAGAUGUUGAGUCUGUUUUUGAGACUGAACAGGACUCAGAUGGCUUGGGUUUUGUAUGCUGAGAUGUUUAGGAUGAAGAUAAAAUGUAGUAUGUACACUUUCAACAUCAUGGUUAAUGUGCUAUGCAAAGAAGGAAAGUUGAAGAAGGCAAAGGAGUUUAUUGCGUACAUGGAGGCUCUUGGGGUGAAGCCUAAUGUUGUCACAUAUAACACUGUUAUACAUGGACACUGUUUGAGAGGGAAGUUCCAAAUGGCCCGUGUGAUCUUUCAAACAAUGAAAGAUAAAGGUCUUGAGCCUGAUUGCUAUACGUAUAAUUCUUUCAUAUCUGGGUUGUGUAAAGAAGGAAGACUUGAGGAGGCAUCUGAUUUACUUUGUAAAAUGUUACAAUUUGGUUUGGUUCCAAAUGCAGUAACAUAUAAUGCGUUGAUUGAUGGGUAUUGCAACAAAGGGGAUCUAGAUAAGGCAUUUGCAUGUAGGGAUGAGAUGAUAAGCAAAGGUGUAACGACAACUUUGGUUACAUACAAUUUGUUUAUCCAUGCACUGUUUAUGGAAGGAAGGAUGGGAGAAGCUGAUAAUAUGAUAAAAGAAAUGAGAGAAAAAGGCAUGAAGCCUGAUGCUGUUACAUAUAACAUAUUGAUUAAUGGGUAUUGCAGAUGCGGGGAUGCAAAGAGAGCCUUCAGUCUUCUUGAUGAAAUGGUGGGAAAAGGGAUUCGGCCAACUUUGGUCACGUAUACAUCACUUAUAUAUGUUCUGGGAAAAAGGAAUAGAAUGAAAGAAGCAGAUGCCUUGUUUAAUAAGGUUCAACAAGAAGGUCUGUUGGUAGAUACUGUAAUGUUUAACGCGUUGAUCGAUGGUCACUGUGCAAAUGGUAAUAUUGAUAGUGCAUUUCAACUCUUGAAACAGAUGGAUAACAUGAAGGUUCAUCCUGAUGAAAUCACUUAUAACACCUUGAUGCAAGGAUACUGCAGAGAGGGGAAAGUGGAAGAAGCUAGGAAGCUUCUUGAUGAGAUGAAGAGAAGGGGGAUCAAACCUGACCACAUUAGUUACAACACACUCAUUAGUGGUUACAGCAAAAGAGGUGAUAUGAAGGAUGCUUUUAGAGUUCGGGAUGAAAUGAUGACUACAGGAUUUGAUCCUACAAUUCUCACUUACAAUGCUCUUAUACAAGGAUUGUGCAAAAAUCGGGAAGGUGAGCAUGCUGAAGAGCUCCUCAAAGAAAUGGUAAGUAAAGGCAUUACUCCUGACGACAGCACCUACCUAUCUAUAAUUGAAGCGAUGGAGAAAGUUGAUGACCUUGAGGAAAAUGUUGAUAAAUGAAUUGAAGAGGAAAAUAGUAUUUCAUGAGUUUGUGUGAACUUCUAGCACUGGAGUUUGGACACAAGUAUAUCAACAUUCCUUGUUCUACAAGCUGAAUCAAAUAUGUUUGAGUAA